AUGUGCCACUUUCAGGUCUCCUCACACACUGCUGGUGUGUUCAAUUUUUUGACAUAGGGUGCUGGCAGAUUACGGGCCUCCCAUAGCUGCUGCCAGGCCCCUAAUCUGCCAUGGGCCCCUAUAUACCGCCUCCUCAUGCUGCUGCCAAGUCCAGAGUCUCUCAUGGGUCCCUGUACGGCCUCCCAUUGCUGCUGUCUCCAUCGCCACACUCUGCCAUGUGCCACUUUCAGGUCUCCUCACACUCCUGCUGGUUUCCAUUUUGUCAUAGGUUGCUGUAUGGCCUCCCAUUGCUGCUGCCUCCACCGCCACACUGUGGCUCCAAACACUGGUUUUGGCCCCGUGACUGGCCAAAUGAGUGAAGUGUGCGGUGAUUCUAAGAUCGACGGCACUCAUCUGCAUGUCAUACUGACUGACAGUAUUAUUUCUCUUCCCCAGCAGACUCCAAGGGCAUUUAAAUUAAAGGUACAGUGUUCUGCACUAAUAUUA
Molecule: messenger RNA, 486 nt
Organism: Staurois parvus
Lineage: Eukaryota; Metazoa; Chordata; Amphibia; Anura; Ranidae
Source: the annotation of a GenBank genome assembly